AAUGUGGAGGCUUAGGGUUGGAAAGGGAGGAGACGACGGUUACUUGCACAGCACAAACGACUAUGUCGGGAGGCAAAUUUGGGAGUUCGAUCCUGACGUAAGAUCUCAGGAGGAGCUCGACGAGGUUGAAGAAGCUCGUCGAAACUUCUCCCAGAGACGAGCUCGUGUCAAAGCUAGCUCCGAUCUCAUAUGGCGCCUACAGUUUCUGCGGGAGAAAAAUAUUAAACAGAAGAUUCCCAAAGUAGCAAAGGCUGCACUUACAAGAGGGGUUCACUAUUUUUCAGCCUUGCAGGCUGAUGAUGGACAUUGGCCCGCAGAAAAUGCAGGGCCUCUGUUCUUCCUCCCGCCAUUUGUGAGCCUAUAUGUAAACAAAUACAAUUUAAUUGUUUCUACAUUUUCCAAAGUAUAACAAUUUCAAUGAAAAUCUACAAGUCA
Messenger RNA from Tarenaya hassleriana, 435 nucleotides. Its product is annotated as germanicol synthase-like. Gene Ontology annotation, cellular component: lipid droplet. Gene Ontology annotation, biological process: triterpenoid biosynthetic process. Gene Ontology annotation, molecular function: beta-amyrin synthase activity. Bases 2 to 409 code for a protein of 135 amino acids. The transcript is spliced from 2 exons. NCBI's taxonomy places the organism in Eukaryota, Viridiplantae, Streptophyta, Magnoliopsida, Brassicales, Cleomaceae. The record is from RefSeq and is a predicted model, not a curated record.